ACUUUUUUUUGGCGGGGAGAGCUUCUUGUGUCUUAAAGUUUUCUUUCGCAGACUUUUCGUUUCUUUUUUUUUUUUUUUUUUUUUUUUUUUUUGUCUUUGUUUUUUGAGAUGUUUUUCCUCCCAUGGCAAGACUGGCUCACUGUGCUCUAAGUGAGACGGGAUGCUUCAGGAUUUAAGCGCCAGCGUCCUCUUUCCGCCGUGUUUGCAGCACACAACUUUUGCUCAAGUUCCCGACAAUGACGAGCAGUUUGUCCCAGACUUCCAGACUGAAAACUUGGCGUUUCACGGACUGCAGCUGAAGAUCAAGAGGGAGCUGCACAGUCCGUGUUCCGAGCUGAGCUCCACCUGCAGCCAAGAGCGGCCCUUCAAGCUCCAGUAUGGAGAGAAGUGCCUGUACAACGUCAGUGCCUACGAGCAGAAACAGCACGCAGGUAUGAAGCCCUCCAGUCCGGUGACGCCCCCCUGUAGCACCCCCGUGUCACCCCUUCAUCAUGCCGCCCCGACGCCCAAACCCGAGCGGACCUACGCCCACGCUCCGCCUUCCAUACCCGACGCCGCCUACGCCAUGGACCACAGAUUCCGCCGUCAGCUUUCUGAGCCGUGCCACUCGUUCCCGUCCCCGCCGACCAUGUCCCGGGAUGCCCGGCCCCUGUACCAGCGUCAGAUGUCUGAGCCCAGCAUCCCCUUCCCUCCUCAAGGCUUUAAGCAGGAGUACGCCGACCCGCUGUUCGAACCCCAUCCCGCCAUGAUGGGCGCUCCGUUGUCCCACAUGUACCCCGCCGCCAUGAUGAUCAAACAGGAGCCCCGGGACUUCAACUACGACUCAGCGGAGGUGCCCAGUUGCCAUUCGGUCUACCUGCGCCAAGAUGGCUACCUGGCCCACGCCAACAGGACUGAAGGUUGCAUGUUUGACAAAGUGGCCAGGCACUUUUACGAUGACACCUGCGUGGUGCCUGAGAAAGUGGAAGGCGAAAUUAAGCAGGAGGCCGGACUGUACCGUGAGGGUCCAGCCUACCAGCGGCGAGGGUCUCUUCAGCUGUGGCAGUUCCUGGUGGCGCUUCUGGAUGACCCGGCCAAUUCGCACUUCAUUGCCUGGACAGGCCGCGGCAUGGAGUUCAAGCUUAUCGAACCUGAGGAGGUGGCACGCCGAUGGGGUAUCCAGAAGAACCGACCGGCCAUGAACUACGACAAGUUGAGUCGGUCGCUGCGCUACUACUAUGAGAAGGGAAUCAUGCAGAAGGUGGCGGGCGAGAGAUACGUCUACAAGUUUGUGUGCGACCCGGAGGCCUUGUUCUCGAUGGCGUUUCCCGACAACCAGCGUCCGGUCCUCAAGAGCGAUGUAGAGCGUCACGUCAACGAGGAGGACACGGUGCCCCUGUCGCACUUUGACGAGAGCGCCCCCUAUGCUCAGGAGACGUCCUACUGCCAGCCGCACCCCUACAGCGAGGCCUACGUCUACUAGACUGAGGGACAAAGCUCCAACUCAAAGAGAAAUACUUGCUCCCUUCUUUUUGUUUGACGCGGGUAUUUCAGGACCGUCCUUGAGAUUUUUCCAAUUGCGACAACAUUUGAACUACCUACAGUUAAAUGGAAAGAUGGGUGAUACUGAAUUGUGAAACAUUUUUCUUGGCCGGAGUGUACUUUUUUAGGUCUUUAAAUUCAGCCUCAAAGACAGUUUGACUUAGCAGAUGGAAAUUUGGAACAACAAAAAAGUCUCAACAAGAUGUCCAAAAAGGACACAGGAAGUCAGCCAUUUUGUUUUCAAGCGGCCAUUUUAGGCUCAUUUCGGGGGUCCUUCAAAGACUAACCUGUCCGAAAAAUUUUGACCUACAGCUGCUAAAAUUCAGCCCACACAAAAAAAAAAUCUCAAAAACACAGGCCUGAAAAUGCACAAAAAGUCAGCCAUUUUGGUUUGAGGGGGAAGUUACCCAUUUUGGUUUGAAGUAGCCAUUUCCAGAGCUCCUUUUAAGACUUAACUUGUCCCAGAGAAAUGACCAAUUCAGUAGACUAUUAACAGGACGCACAAAAAUGUCUCAAAGACCCCAAAAUUAACCAUUUGAAUUCAAAGCAGCCAAUUUUAGGGAGAAUUUCCAUCAAAAAGAGGUGUUGAAAGUGACACCGGUUCCCCUUACUGACAUAACUGGGUGGAAAAGCCCCAAGAGCCCAUAUUUGAAAAUGAACAGCAAGUCAGCCA
This is a messenger RNA of Hippocampus comes (tiger tail seahorse), 2194 nucleotides long. RefSeq names its product ETS variant transcription factor 1 (gene etv1). Gene Ontology annotation, cellular component: nucleus. Gene Ontology annotation, molecular function: sequence-specific DNA binding; DNA-binding transcription factor activity, RNA polymerase II-specific. The coding region runs from base 161 to 1462 and encodes 433 amino acids. Lineage: Eukaryota; Metazoa; Chordata; Actinopteri; Syngnathiformes; Syngnathidae. The transcript is spliced from 10 exons. Gene Ontology annotation, biological process: cell differentiation; regulation of transcription by RNA polymerase II. The record is from RefSeq and is a predicted model, not a curated record.